Messenger RNA from Pyricularia grisea, 2451 nucleotides. RefSeq lists its product as uncharacterized. NCBI's taxonomy places the organism in Eukaryota, Fungi, Ascomycota, Sordariomycetes, Magnaporthales, Pyriculariaceae. The transcript has 2 exons. Gene Ontology annotation, molecular function: protein binding. The record is from RefSeq and is a predicted model, not a curated record. Bases 1 to 2451 code for a protein of 816 amino acids.
AUGCGAUCACAUCUGGCUCGUAAUGCCUGCCGUGCGAGCCAGAGAUCCCCGGCUCCAAGGCAGCUGCUCACCUCAAUAACCGCUCCGACGUCUUCCUCCCUCCUUUGCUCGCGAGAGACACAACACCCUCGACGACAACCGCGCCUCUCUGAUCGUCUGACCCAAGAUCUAGCUGGGCGCUAUGGCAAGAGGACUUUGUUCAGUUCCUUCAAGAAGCCGCCGCGGGAGGUCCAACCCCCGCAAAUGGUUCCCGGCUAUGGCGUGCUUCUUGACCUUACAGCCAACGAGCAGGAUAACCUCCGCUUGCCAGCCGUAGAGGUGGUUCAGAAGGCGAUCACGGAUCUAUUUAUCAGUCCUAUCAUUCGGGAGAAUGGGCUGAACUCGACACAAGCGCGAUGUGUACUGCGAGCCAUGCUCUAUCUGCGAGACAAUUCUGUCUCGGCGAAUGCCUCAGACAAGCUUGGACUUCAGCCUUCUUGCCUCAAAAAGAUACUUCGAGCGGCCAAGAUGAAGCGACCGCGGGACGAUGGAAAAGAUUACAUGGAACUGACCAAGCUUGCCUUCGAUGGGCUUCGGCCGUCAUUAAAAAGCGAAGAAACAUUAACUUGGUGGAGAGAGUACCUCUUGGCCAUAUUGAAUACUGGUGGCAGAACCCACGCUAUGGAGGAACUGAAGAUAUGGCUGGAUACCCAACCGCCAAAUCUGAGCGAAGAUGCCAAGGAGCUAUUGUUUAUCAUGUUUCGCAAGUUUUUACAGCAAGGGGAACACCCAGCACUGUCCGAAUUUCUGAAUAUUCUGCGGAGUCGUGGGCUCAGCUCGCACAAUCAAUUCAUCGAUUCAAUGGUGGCAUACCAUGCCUUGCUAGGUCAAGCAGAUGAUGCCUUUCUCUGGUUUGGCAAGAUCCCUGGGACACCGUCCAAUAAUACCUUGCUCGCGCUUAUCAAGCUGGCCGAUCAACAGCCGGGCCUAACCAAGACAGUCAAAAAGUUUUUCGUCGAGCUGUGCUGUCAGACUGCUCCCUUACCAGUAUCCAUUUGGUCUGCUGUGCUGCAGUGGGCUCUUUACCACGAACACAUGAAGGUUACCGAUUUGGAAUCAUUUAUUCGAGGCAAACUUGCCAAGAACAAAAAGCUGCCGCCCGAGGAACUUCUGCCCGGUAAUACGCUCGAUCACUUGUUGAUGGCAGCAAUGGACAAAAAGCAUUAUGUUCUGGCCGAGCGAAUCACAGACUGGGCUCUGAAGCGUGCGAGAGGCGUACGAGGACUUCCGCCCCGGACCAAGGCGAUGCGGCUCGAGUGGCGACUGGCCGGCAACGAUCUCCCGGGAGCCCAUGAGGCGUAUCAAAGCAUUAUAACCGAAGAUCUGAAUAGUCUCGAUCUUGGGCCCACCCAGGAAUCAGCCCUGAACAGAUACCUCCAGGUGCUAUGCUCACAAGAUGUGGUACACAGCGUGAGGGUACUGCCGACGCUGUCGACCCUUGAGGAGCAUCGUGUCAAUCUCGAGGCCGAAACGAUCGCAUGUGUUACUAGAUACUUGCUCGAGAACGAUCUUGAAUAUGAGUUGAUUGACACGCUUUCAAUUCACGCCAUAAAUUUCAGUGUCUCUGAAAGGACAAUCCUCAUCAACAGAAUGCUUGAAUUCUGCCUCGACACCUCCAGAAGCACGGCUCGUUCUUGGAAUACUUACAGCCUACUCCGCCAAUACUUCCCCGACAUGAAGAAGGACCCUCGCGUGAAGAUGAUGUACGCAUUCUUCGCACGCAAGAGGCCAGACAUGGCGGUUCUCGUAUUCGGCCACAUGCGAGCACAUGACAACCCUGAGAUGAAGCCAGACUUGGAUGUGUAUGUGGGCGUACUGGAGUGCUUGGGGCGGCACCCAGAUCUCGACAGUCUGAAGCUAGUCCACAACAUGUUCAAGAUGGACACCACGAUUGAGCCGACCACUAGGCUAUACAAUGCUAUGAUGAUGGCAUAUACCGGCUGCGGCGAGCCUUGGAAGAGCCUCGAGUUCUGGCGGGAGAUCAGCACUUCUCCCGAGGGUCCCACCUACGAGACCCUGAUACUCUUUUUUUGGACGUGCCAAAAGAUCGGACCCGGCGUCGAGAAGGCGAACGAGGUCUGGGAUAAGCUUAUGCGGAUGAAUGUCGAGAUUCCCCGGGAGGUUUUUUCUGCUUACUGCGGCGCCCUGAGUAGCAAAGGCAAGCUUGACGCCGUGAAGAAGCUGCUUCUAGGGAUGGAUGGAACGUUGGGGUACUAUCCCGACACUGCGACGCUGCGCAUAAUCUACGAUGGUUUGCCGAACCAGACGCUGCAAGACCAGUUCGAGGAGUUUGCUUUUCAACGAUACCCAGACACAUGGAACGAGCUGAUUACAGUGAUUCCGCGGAAGAAGAGCCGCGAAUUUGUGCGCAGCAAAUUCAAGUACUCCAGGGUCCACGAUAUGAAGGCAUAG